GAUACAUAUUUAUAUAUAAACAAUGUAUACGUAACCUACAAAAGUAUUUUAUAUUCUUCAGUUUAAAUGCGGUAUAAUAUGAAUUCUAUUGACCUACUUGCAAAUUUAUUUUAAAAAAUGUUGACUAGUCAAUAUAAUACGUUAUGAAUGAUACACUGUUGCAAUUAUUUUAAAUUUAAUAGUUUAUAAAAGUUGUUUUCAGUAUUGAAGGUCACUAUGCAAUCUGAAAUUGAAGAAAUUGUUAAGAUUUCGUUGAAAAAAGCUUUGGAUCAUGAUGCUAAAGGAAAUAUUGGACAUGCUUAUGCAUAUUAUACUGCAGUUUUAGAACUUUGUCCAGCCAAACGCCCAGGACUUGAGAAAAGAUUUAUUUCAAUUUUAUGUGAAUGGGGUAUUCAGUUAGAACGAAAAAAUCUUUUAACCGAUGUUAUUAAAUGUUAUAAAAAUUCAUUAGAACUGUUUCCAAAAAAUCCUCAAAUUCUUAAUAAUUUUGCAGCACAUCUUUUAAGGCAGGAAGAAUAUUUAAGAGCAAUAAAAUACUUGAAAAAAGCUUUGGAAUUGGAUGAAAAUUUCUUACCUGCUGUCAGAAAUUUACAAAAUGCUUACAGUAUAGCAGUGGAUAGAUGGCAUUUUGCUAUGUUAAAUGAUAAAAAAAGAAAUGAAGCUUUCAACAAGGCUAUUAAAAAAAAAGUCCUUUUGGGCUAUGACACUGUACUUGAUAUUGGAACUGGUACUGGAAUACUUAGUUUGUAUGCUCAUGACUCAGGGGCUAAAAGUGUGUAUGCUUGUGAAUAUUCACCUGUAAUGGCUGAUAUUGCAAAAAAAGUAUUCCACAAAAAUAAAGCUGACAAUAUUAAACUCAUUUGUAAAGCUUCACAUUGUUUGAAAAUACCUGAAAAUAUAAAUGAAAGAGUUAAAUUAAUAGUAACUGAAAUAUUUGAUGCAGCAGUAUUUGGUGAAUUAGUUAUUCCAACAUUGAUUGAUGCUCAUAAAAAUUUAUUAGCGACAAAUAAUGAAGGAACGAUUAUACCUAUGAGUGCUACAUUGUACAUAGCAGCCGUUGAAUCUCAGUACAUAAGAAAUAAGUCAUCUGUUGUUUUCAACAAAUCCAAUUAUCUUGGAUCAUUAAAUUUUGAGAAUAUUAUUAUUUACAUAGAUGAUAACUAUUAUGACACAGAGAGUCUAAAUAAUGUUGAUGUAAAUUAUAUCACAGAACUUUCACCGCUUCUUCAAAUCAAUUUUAAUGAUUUAGAAGAAUUAGAAAAUUUCAAUAAAGAUGGAAUUAAAGGGAAUUUACCAAUAACGUGCCAAGUAAAUGGAUCUGUUGAUGCGUUAGUAGUUUCAUUCAAACUACAUCUUGAUGAAGAAAUUGAGUUAGACUCUUCUCAAAAGAAUUCUUGUUGGCAGUUUGCGAUAUUUCCUCUAAUUCCACAAACUGUUAAGCAAAAUGAUAUUUUAAUAUUGACAGCACAGUUAAUAAAUGGAAGACUAAAAUGUUCAUGCCAACAAAAUAAUCAAAAUAUGGAACAAGGCAAAUUUUUUUAUCAAUUACCUAGAGAUGUUAUUACAUUUUUAAAUGACCAAGAAUAUAUUGCAUCACUAAUUAAAGUAGCGAAAUUGAAGAGAAAUGAAUGUAUCAAAAGCGUGUAUGAUACUUCUCCUGUUCCAAUAUAUGGGUUAACAGUGUUAAAAGAAAAUUCUCUCUGUGAAGUACUAUAUUGCCAAACGGAUAAUUCGGCUUUGAAACAUUUUAUAGAGCACAUUGUUAAUACAAACAAUAUUAAUAAAAAAGUCUAUUUUGUAUCAGAUUUUAGUGAAAUAACCUGUACAUUAGAUAAUAUUUAUGUACAUAAUUUUGAUACCAAAGGAGAGUUGUUGGACUGGGGUCAACAAACAUACAGAGAAAUUUACAGUUGCCUGCUGAGUUCUUCAGGUACCUUAUUACCAGAAAGAAUAUUUCUGAUGGGUCAAUUAGUGUAUUCAGAAGAACUACCUAAAAUAGUUUCUGUAUACAACAAUAAUCUACAGGAAUCUAAUUAUCAAGAAGCUAUAAAAUCAGACACCAAUAGUGAACUUGAUGAUACUGAAGAUGAUGAAAAAGAAGAAAAAAAUGAAAUAGAAAAUGUCAAAUCUAAUUCAAAAACUUAUAAAUAUUCAAUAGCUGAAUAUAUAAAUAAGUUUAAAAUCAAUCAAGUAUUUGAUUUAAACUCAAGUUUAUAUAACUCUAUUGCCCUAUCAAAUGUAAAAACAUUAACAGAAAUGGAUGAGGCAGAAAUGAAAGAGGAAAUUUUCAAUUUUGGAGUUAUAAAUGUACAGAAGUUAAGAACUGUUCCAAAUGCUUUAAUUUGUUGGUAUAACAUUUUUAUCACUGACGAUGUUGUUAUAGAAACAAAAAGGGAAAAUUCUUUUAUGAAUCAUACAGCAAUAGUUUUUAACAACGAAUUUGACAACAAAGUAUUACAAGGUGAAGAUAUCAAAAUCAAAAUACAGCAAAUGCGUGAUAUAGUAAGGAUAAGUGUUGUGUAAUAGUAAGUAUUUUCAUAUAUAACAAGAGUAUAUAUUUCCAAAAAAUAUAUGUUACAAAAUGUUUCUUAUAAUUCAAAUCAUACCUGCUAUAAACACUGGUAAAAUCUUGAAUAACAAAAAUAGAAACUA
Phymastichus coffea is the source of this 2652-nucleotide messenger RNA. Its product is annotated as protein arginine N-methyltransferase 9-like. The record is from RefSeq and is a predicted model, not a curated record. Gene Ontology annotation, molecular function: protein binding; protein-arginine omega-N monomethyltransferase activity. The transcript has 8 exons. Gene Ontology annotation, biological process: peptidyl-arginine methylation. Lineage: Eukaryota; Metazoa; Arthropoda; Insecta; Hymenoptera; Eulophidae. The coding region runs from base 217 to 2523 and encodes 768 amino acids.